Ciona intestinalis (vase tunicate) is the source of this 938-nucleotide messenger RNA. RefSeq lists its product as uncharacterized. NCBI's taxonomy places the organism in Eukaryota, Metazoa, Chordata, Ascidiacea, Phlebobranchia, Cionidae. The record is from RefSeq and is a predicted model, not a curated record.
UAUCGUUAUAUAGUAAUGGCUGUUAUGACAGUGAAAGAAGUUUCCGCCAUAACAGCAUUGGUAACAUUUAUGUUAGUCAACCGAUACCUUACGUUUGGUGCUGUUCAAAUCACUGGGUUUGCCUGCUAUCUCAAACAAGGCAUAAGCAUGACAGUGUAUUACUUUGGAAGCUGUAUCGGAGGUCCAAUAGUCGGUGCUUCAGCUACUACAUUGGCGACCGUUCUGUGGAGUGCAGUCAUUGGCAUCAAAGUAUAUUGUAUUGAACUUCUUUGGGGCUUCAGUUUUAACCUGAUCACGGGUUACUUUUACGAACAUUUAGUAAAAUGGGGUUCUUCAGUUAAAUCGUGUGAGGAGUUACCGCUUCCUGAAAUAUGUCGUGCAAUAUUCUAACUAAGUGUCAGCUUUUAAAACGUCGGUACAUAUCAAGACUCGGGUCCAAGGUAUUUGUAUAAGACACAUGAGUUUCAUCGGGGCCGAUUUUACCUUCUUACUCUGUUUUCUGUAUUUGUUGAACUACCUGUUGUUAUUUUAACUGUUGUAAAUUUGUUUUUUACUUGUUUUAAAUUAGUAUGGAAACGAAAUAUACCAUUAAUGCCCAGUGCUAUAUACUGUAUUGAUGCAAUUUUGUAGUUUUAUUAUGUUCUAUUCCGUGUCAUUUUAACACAUAGAGAAAGAUACAUGCAUAUCUUUAUAUAUAUAUAUAUGAACACACUGUACAAGUUAUGUCUGUUUAUAUGUAUAUUUACAUAUAUUAUUAAACUUUAUAAGUUAUUUUAAAUAUUGUACAUAGUGUACACAUUCUACCACGAUACUAUUAAAAUAUAAUGUAUAUAUUUAUGUAAGAUUUGUCAUGUGUGUUUAGUCGUCUUUUCUUUUUAGCAAUCGCGUUUCGUAGUUGAACUUUUACUUCCUGUGGAAAAUACAAUUCAUUUAAGUUA